Pipistrellus nathusii (Nathusius's pipistrelle) is the source of this 1083-nucleotide messenger RNA. The record is from the annotation of a GenBank genome assembly. NCBI's taxonomy places the organism in Eukaryota, Metazoa, Chordata, Mammalia, Chiroptera, Vespertilionidae.
AUGGCGGACCAAGGCCCGGGGGGCAGCCGCCUCCCCCUGGCGCUGCCCCCGGCCUCCUCCCAGGGCUGCUCCUCCGGCGGCGGCGGCGGCGGCGGCUCCUCGGGGGGCUCGGGCCACCCCCCGCACCCGCGCAACCUGCAGGGCCUGCUGCAGAUGGCCAUCACGGCGGGCUCUGACGAGCCGGACCCCCCUCCGGAGCCCAUGAGCGAGGAGAGGCGCCAGUGGCUGCAGGAGGCCAUGUCGGCCGCCUGCCGGGGCCAGCGGGAGGAGGUGGAGCAGAUGAAGAACUGCCUCCGAGUGCUGUCCCAGCCCACACCCUCCUCUGCCGGCGAGGCCGAGCUGGCCACCGACCAGCAGGAGCGCGAGGGGGCCCUGGAGCUGCUGGCGGACCUGUGUGAGAACAUGGACAACGCCGCAGACUUCUGCCAGCUGUCGGGCAUGCACCUGCUGGUGGGCCGGUACCUGGAGGCGGGGCCCGCGGGGCUGCGGUGGCGGGCGGCGCAGCUCAUCGGCACGUGCAGCCAGAACGUGGCGGCCAUCCAGGAGCAGGUGCUGGGCCUGGGCGCCCUGCGCAAGCUGCUGCGGCUGCUGGACCGGGACCCCUGCGACUCGGUGCGCGUCAAGGCCCUCUUCGCCAUCUCCUGCCUGGUCCGGGAGCAGGAGGCGGGGCUGCUGCAGUUCCUCCGGCUGGACGGCUUCUCCGUGUUGAUGCGGGCCAUGCAGCAGCAGGUGCAAAAGCUCAAGGUCAAGUCAGCCUUCCUGCUGCAGAACCUGCUGGUGGGCCACCCGGAGCACAAAGGAACCCUGUGUGCCAUGGGCAUGGUCCAGCAGCUGGUGGCCCUCGUCCGGACAGAGCACAGCCCCUUCCACGAGCACGUGCUGGGAGCCCUGUGCAGCCUGGUGACGGACUUCCCCCAGGGCGUGCGGGAGUGCCGGGAGCCGCAGCUGGGCCUGGAGGAGCUGCUCCGGCACCGCUGCCAGCUGCUGCAGCAGCACGAGGAGUACCAGGAGGAGCUGGAGUUCUGCGAAAAGCUGCUGCAGACCUGCUUCUCCAGCCCCACGGACGACAGCAUGGACCGGUGA